Messenger RNA from Ochotona curzoniae (black-lipped pika), 2964 nucleotides. It is a transcript of the gene COL20A1, whose product is annotated as collagen type XX alpha 1 chain. Lineage: Eukaryota; Metazoa; Chordata; Mammalia; Lagomorpha; Ochotonidae. Gene Ontology annotation, molecular function: protein binding. The record is from RefSeq and is a predicted model, not a curated record.
AUGGGCAGACCCAUCUCCCGCAAGGGCCAGUCUGCAGCUAGCGGGCACCUGAGGCUGGCCGUGUUGCCUGAGGACCAGCUGCAGAUGAAGUGGACGGAGUGGGAGGGCAGUGGCCUGGGAUACCUGGUGCAGGUGAAGCCCCUGACAGGGGACACGGAACAGGAGGUGAUGCUGACCACCAAGGCCACCGUGGGGGGCCUAGGCCCCUCCAAGCGCUAUGCCACACAUGUCUUUGCACUUACAGGCUCGGAGCCUGUCCUGCUGGCUCGGAGGGCGUUUGUGAUUCUGCUGCUUGCCCCUACGCCCGCUGACAUAGUCCUCCUGGUGGACGGGUCCUGGAGUGUUGGCCACACCCACUUCCAGCAGGUCAAGGCCUUUCUGGCCAGCGUCAUCGCACCCUUUGACAUUGGGCCAGAGAAGGUACAAAUAGGCCUUACCCGGUAUAGUGGAGACCCUCGCACUGAGAGGAACCUGAAGUCCUUUGGCAGCCAGGAGCAGGUGCAGGCAGCUAUGCGUGGCCUGCAUUACAAGAGCGGGAACACAUUCACAGGCCUGGCCCUGGCUCAGCUGUUGGACCACAAUCUGUAGCCAGAGGCUGGGCUGAGUCCCGAGGCGGCCACCGUUGUGCUCCUGGUGAUGGACGGCAAGUCCCAAGAUGACGUGCGUGAGGCUGUCCGGACCCUCAGGGACCGGCACAUUGCUGUCUUCACUGUGGGCAUGAAGAACGCGGAUGAGAGUGAGCUGAAGCUCCUGGCAUCUCCACCCGUGGACGUCAGCGUACACAGCGUCCUGGAUUUCCCACAGCUGGGCACACUGACUGGCCUGCUCAGCUGGCUCAUCUGCCAGCAGGUCCAGGGCAGAUACCUGGCUGGGGCUAUAGGCAGCAGGGCAGCUCUGGCUCCCGCUCCUCCCUUGGACCCCUUCCCAGGCCCAACUGGCCUAGUCCUGACCCAAGUGACCUCCUCCAGCGCCCACGUGUCCUUGAGCCCAGCUGCUCAGCCGCCCCUCAAGUACCGGAUCCUGUGGCGGCCUGCCAGGGGAGGAGCUCCUAGGGAGGUGACGGUGGAGGGGUCUGCAUCCGCGGCAGAGCUGAGCAGCCUGCGCCCCGGUACCAACUACAUGGUCUCCGUGCUUCCAGUGUAUGAGGGCAGGGCUGGUCGGGGCCUGAGGGGUCAGGUGACCACAGAUAUGCAUGUCGCCUCUGCUGUGGCCCCCACGAGGCCCCUGGGCUUCUCAGAGGUGACUCAUGACUCGGCCUGCGUGUCUUAGGAGAGCCCUCCAAGGCCACUGCACCUGGUCAGGGUCAGCUACAUCUCCAGGGAUGCUGGCCAUGUAGGCCAGGUGGAGGUCCCUGAGAACACCACCUCGGCCACCCUGGGGCCCUUGGCCUCUUCUACCACGUACAGCGACCACGUCACCUACUUGUCCCGGGGCAGCUCCUCCAAGCUAACUGGCCAUGUAGCCACGCGGAAAGCCCCCCGCCCCAGCCAGCUGGCGGUGACAGAGCUGUCAGGCGGUGCGGUCCGGCUGUCAUGGGUGGCUGCUGCCUCACCCAGGGUCCAGGGGUAUCACGUCCAGUGGACGCCCCUGGCAAGGGGCCAGGCCCACGAACUCUCCGUCCCGGGCACUGUGAGCACCGCCGUGCUACGCAGUCUGGGCCGGCACAUGGAGCAGCUGGUCAGCGCGCGGGCUCAGUAUGGGAGUGAGCCUGUGUCGCUCCGCUACACUCCCUCUAGCUGCUGUGAGGCGGAACCCCCGGCCAGGCUGGCCCUGGUCUCUGAGACCCCCGGCAGCCUGUGGGUUAGUUGGAGCCCACCCCGUGGCCAUGUCCUCCGCUACCAGCUCUUGUACGUGCCAGCCUCCCGCUCAGGGCCGGAGCUGUCGGUCUCUGUGCCAGGCUACUGGAGCCAUGUGACCCUUCCCAAAUUACUGGCUACCACCACAUACAUCUUGGUAUUGGCUGUCUACACCACGGGGGAAAGUGUGGCUGUGUCUGCCACGGGCCGCACGGGUGAGCCAGACAGGGUGCAUGUGGCCGUGAGUCGCUCCAGGGUCCGCCUGUAUGUGGACUGUCAGCAAGUGGCUGAGAAGCCCCCAGGGGAAGCCAGGAGCCCUCCUGCCCACGGCUUUGUCAUACUGGGGAGGCUGGCCUCAGCCCAGGGCUCUGAGAACAAUUCCGCACCAUUCCAGCUCCAGGCCCUGCAGGUCACAUGUAGUGAAACCUGGCCCAAGGAGGACCAGUGUGAGCUCCCUGCCAUGAGCAGUAGACAGAGCUGCCCAGCCUUUCCUGCCACCUGUGCCUUCCAGAGUCUGGGACCACCAGGACCCCAAGAGCCCCCAGGAAAGUCGGGGCUGCCCGGACAGACGGGACCUGAGGGCCUGGGAGGUCAGCAGGGGUCAUCAGGGACACAGGGCCGCCCCAUCCAGGGGCCUGUGGGACCACCAGGGAUCAAAGGAGAGAAGGGUGACCCUGGACUCCCAGGCUUACAGGGCCAGCCUGGACACCAGGCCCCAGGAAGAGUGGGCCUCCAGGGACCCAAGGGAAUGAGAGGUCUGGAGGGCACCGCUGGCUCCCCUGGCCCCCCAGGCCCCGGGUAGGGCUUCCAGGGUUCGGCAGGGGCCAGGGGCUCCCUUGGGGAGUGUGCCCCAGGGGCUGUGGGGCCCACGGGGCUGCCAGGACCCAAAAGGGAGCGAGGAGAGAAGGGCGAGCCGCAGUCCCUCACAGCCACCUUCCAGCUGGUGAGCCAGGGCUGCGAGGCGGCCGUCCAGGCGCACCUGCGAGGCCUGAACGUUUUCCCGCACAAGGAGGCCAGGCCCCCAGUACCCAUCCUGGAGGAAGCAGCCAGGCCAGAUGGGCCUCCUGCUCUGCAUGUGCUGGGGGGUCCCCAAGGGCCCCCCAAUCCCAAGAAGCAGGACCCUGUGGAGCCAGCCCUGUACCCGGGUCCCACGCAGCCAGUGAGCUAG